CCAGAUUGGCAGUCGAUCGAGUGGAUGGGCUAUAUUUAGCUGAUUGCAUUAACAGCUCAGGUUUGAGCCUGCUGCUACAGUGAGCCAAGCGCCGCGACGCACGCCAAAGUGUACAGAAGCGCAUUUCCAGUACAACCUCGUUUUCGGCCGCAUUUGGACAUCAGCGAGCAGGCGAGCGGCCGGCUGGCUAGCUAACGUCACGGCUAGCUAACACCACGGCUAACUAACACAGACAGCACCUCUGUCCUCCGAGCUUUUCUGAAACCUUCGCGGGACGAUUCGCCAGAGAGUGAGACAGCGAACGACUGGGAGAGAGGCCACAGAGGAGCCAUGUCUUCAGACGAAGGCAGGGCAAAGGAGAUUCUGAAGGGUUUCAAACUCCCACACGCCAGCUGAGCAGAUGCUUUUGUGUGUGUGUGUCAAAGCCAGCCGGUGUGGAACCGCUUGUUUGUUGGUGGUAAGGGUCCGCGAAGGGCCCAGCAGCUGCGGUGCAGGUCUGCUGCCCCUGACACCAAGUGCCGUCUGAAGGUGACAGGACGCUCAAGUGGCUGAGGAGGGUCUGGCACAUCAGAAAUGGUGGCCAGCUUGAGCGCUUAACUUUCUGCUGUCAGAAACUGGAUGAACCUCCGGGAUGCCGAGACGGGUAAGGUUCUGUGGCAGGGAACCGAGGACCUGUCCAUUCCCGGCGUGGAACACGAAGCUCGCGUCCCCAAAAAGAUCCUCAAGUGCAAAGCGGUUUCCCGAGAGCUCAACUUUUCUUCCUCGGAGAAGCUGGAGAAGUUCCGUCUGGAGCAGAAGGUGUUCUUCAAGGGGCAGUGUCUAGAAGAGUGGUUCUUUGAGUUUGGCUUCGUCAUCCCCAACUCGACCAACACGUGGCAGUCUCUGAUAGAAGCGGCGCCCGAGUCGCAGAUGAUGCCGGCCAACGUCUUAACCGGCAACGUGAUCAUUGAGACCAAGUUCUUCGACAACGACCUGCACGUGAGCACGUCGCGGGUACGCCUCUUCUACGUCUGACGUCCUCCACAGUCCCGCCAUCGUCGUCUCGUCCCGCCCCACCGCCAAGGAAGAAGGCCACACGCUCUGCGACGGGGACCCGACCGGCACCGGGGGAGCGCAAGCGGCGUCUGUUUGUGACCGCAACUACACAAGCACUGAUCCCAAGUCAGCCAGCCGCUCGCUCCUCUGGUGCGUUGAACCAACAAACGAAGCUUUCUGUGUUUGCUCGCAUUCACUCAGGAACAAAAAUGCUUUCACAAACUCUCUCGGAGCUCGUCCCGCAUCUUGUAGAUCAGCGCACCUGCUGGGGCAGCUCUGUGAUUUGUUUCCUUUUGGAAAAGACAAGACACCAUGCAAACAUCGUGCACGGGGGCGUAGAAUGCACAGCCCGCGUAUAGUUUGCUAGAGUUCCAGCUCCCGACCCAACACCAACCCCCCACCCCCCCGCUCCUCAGAUUAGUAAAUGAAAAUGCUUGUUUGUGUUUGUUUAAUUGAACCUUUAAUUUUUAAAAGUACAACUGGCUGACUGAUAAUAUUCAAUCAUCCCAUGUACUGUUUGUCCAAAAACAAGUAGAAAGGAGUGUAAAUAUUCAUUUUUUUAAAUGCAUUUUACUCUAUUUUUUCCCCAAUUGUAAGCAAUAAGAUAAGAAGAAACGGAAGGACCCCUUAAACCCCCCGCUUAUUUGCAGUAGAGGUGUCCUUUUUACUUGCAAAUUUGGCUAUUUACUGAUUUAUUUUUUUUAGGGUGAGAGUAGGCACAUUAUUUCCAGUUAUAAAUGGAAAACACCUGGCUUCAAAUUAUUAUCCACCCAAUACUGUAUUUGUUCAUGUUUAUUUAUUAGGAACCUUAGGAGAUCUUUUGAUGAGACCCAUGUGUCUUUCUAGAGCCCUAAAAUUUGCCCACACCUGAUGAAGAAAACAAAAUAUUUUUAGGAGACUUGUGAUGUGGCCUUGAGGUUUAGGGCCAAUCCAAUGUAAACUGACCUUUUUUGUCAGCCAGGUGUGGGUUUGAAUUUGUGUUCUCUCGUCAUAUGACACAUCCAUAUGACCGGGACUGGAUCGCCAUGUUCCAUAGUGUUGUUAUGCUCCAUUCCCAGCCAGUCAUUGUUUGUUCUUUUGUUUUGUUUUUCCUUAGCUGCUACGUCAUCCAUGUAAUAUAGACUUCUUUUAAUAAGACUGAAUUUGUGGAUUAAAACCAUCUUGUUGUAA
Syngnathus typhle (broad-nosed pipefish) is the source of this 2205-nucleotide messenger RNA. RefSeq names its product phosphodiesterase 6D, cGMP-specific, rod, delta (gene pde6d). The transcript is spliced from 6 exons. The record is from RefSeq and is a predicted model, not a curated record. NCBI's taxonomy places the organism in Eukaryota, Metazoa, Chordata, Actinopteri, Syngnathiformes, Syngnathidae. Gene Ontology annotation, cellular component: cytoplasm. Gene Ontology annotation, biological process: sensory perception of light stimulus. Bases 619 to 1014 code for a protein of 131 amino acids.